This is a messenger RNA of Ricinus communis (castor bean), 1179 nucleotides long. RefSeq lists its product as uncharacterized. Bases 125 to 841 code for a protein of 238 amino acids. The transcript is spliced from 3 exons. Lineage: Eukaryota; Viridiplantae; Streptophyta; Magnoliopsida; Malpighiales; Euphorbiaceae. Gene Ontology annotation, cellular component: mitochondrial matrix. The record is from RefSeq and is a predicted model, not a curated record.
GGAAUGAAGGCACGACCCAGCAUUCUAAAACCCUAAUACUCAUAUCCAAAAAUUUGUAAUAAUACCUUAAACCCAAAACCCAGUCAUCUUAACAUCACCUCCUAUAGCUUGCAAUUCUCGGAAAAUGGCACGUCUAAUUCGAACCAUGAAAAGAACCCUAAUCUCUACUCCCAAAACCCUUAUUCCACAACUUCACCAACAACUACUCCAACAAAAUCCAAUUUCAGAAUUAAAGGACCCGUUUCAAUUCGUGUUAACCAGAAAUUACAUAUCGGAAAUGCGUAAGUCCGCAUUUCAAGAUAACAUCCUCAGGUUACUUCGUAAUGAAAUUCAAUACGAACUCGAUCGUGCUCCUCCUAAACAACUUGUUACCAAGUUUAAAUCCUUUGCAAUUGAUGAGCGGCCUGGUGAGCAAUGGAUAACACUGAAAACAAAAUUUGCGGAGAGUGAAGAGAUUAAGGUAGAAGCAACCAUGUUUGAUGGAGCCAUUCCAGGUGAUGUCACCAAGGACAACAAUGUGCAGCUUCACAUUACUUUGAUUGUUAAUAUCUUAAAGGGUGAUGGAGAUGCUUUAGAAAUUAUGUGCUCAGCUUGGCCAAAUAGCAUAGAAAUUACAAAGCUUUUCAUACGCGGGAGUGUCAAGAUGCCUGAUAAAGCCUAUGUUGGUCCUGAUUUCAAGGAAUUGGACGACGAGCUACAAGAAUCACUUUAUGAAUUCUUGGAGGCAAGAGGUAUAGAUGAUGAAAUGGCAGCUUUCUUGCAUGAAUACAUGAAGAACAAAGGUCGAACUGAAUACAUUAGGUGGAUAGAUACUGUUAAGUCUUACAUUGAGAAGAAAUAGAGAUUGUUUCUCACAAUGAUCAUAAUUCUGAUGAUUCCUGUGUAUUUGUUAAUGAAACUUUAAACAAGGAUGUCACUCUUGGCUACCAAUCGGAAAUUUGACUAGUUUUUGAAGACAACAUCCCCAUGGUAACACUAAUGAAAGGUAUUCUGAGUGUUAAAGCUGUUUGCAGAUUCCAGUCAGAUUCCAGUUUUAUGCCAUUGUAGUUGCAAAAAGAGGGCCUGGGAUAUAGCCCCUAGUUUUCCAGGUUCAAAUAAUGACUGAACGUUGAGUUGUAACCUAUUCUUCAACCUGAUCAAGUAUGUAUACAAGUGAAGCAGAUGUAGGCUAUUUUUUCC